AUGCAUAGUGAUGGAUACGAUAGGGAUAAAGAAUUCGAUAAUGGGAUUGAAAACGGACAUGGUCAUAGCUAUAGCAAUGAACAUUAUGGGCACAAUAAUCUAAACAAGUUUAAAGGUGGAUCUAACAAAAACUAUUGGGAAUUCAAAUCUGGAAAUGGAAAUGGGUUUAACGAAUUUAAUGAUAAUAAACAUAAUUUUGAAAGUGGGAGAGAAUUUAAUGGUAAUCACGAUGGGGAACCCAAUUUUGAAAAUGGGUUUAACCACAAUCACAAAUUUAAAAGUGAAGGUGGAUUAAACUAUAAUAACGACUGGGAACAUGAUGAUACUGACCACCAACACGAAGUCGAAAGUGAAGAUGGAUUUAACCAUGAUCUUGACGAUUUUGAAAAUAAAUUUAACCACAAACACAAAUUUGAAAAUGGGGAUGACUUUAGUCAUAACCAUGGUUGGAAACACGGAUUCGAAAAUGAGGAUAAAUUUAACCAGAACCAUGACCGAAACCACCAUGAAUUUGAAAAUGAGGGAGAAUUUAACCAGAACCACGGCUUGAACCACAAAUUCGAAAAUGAGGGAGGCUUUAACCAGAACCACGAAUUUGAAAAUGGGGAAGGCUUUAACCAGAACCACGAAUUAGAAAAUGAGGACUUUGACCAAGAUGAUUUUAACCAGAACCACGACCGAAACCACGAAUUCGAAAAUGAGGAUGACUUUAACCAGGAUGACUUUAACCGGAAUGACUUUAACCAUAACCACGACCGGAACCAUGAAUUUGAAAAUGGGGAUGAUUUUAACCAUGAUGAUUUUAACCAUGAUGAUUUUAACCAUGAUGAUUUUAACCAUGAUGGUUUUAACCAUGAUGGUUUUAACCAUGAUGACUUUAACCAUGAUGACUUUAAUCAUGAUGAUUUUAACCAUGAUGACUUUAACCAGGAUGGCUUUAACCAGGAUGACUUUAACCAUGAUGGCUUUAACCAUGAUGACUUUAACCAUGAUGACUUUAACCAUGAUGACUUUAACCAUGAUGGCUUUAACCAUGAUGACUUUAACCAUGAUGACUUUAACCAUGAUGACUUUAACCAUGAUGACUUUAACCAUGAUGACUUUAACCAGGAUGGCUUUAACCAUGAUGACUUUAACCAUGAUGACUUUAACCAGGAUGGCUUUAACCAUGAUGACUUUAACCAUGAUGACUUUAACCAUGAUGACUUUAACCAGAACCACGACCGGAAUCAUGAAUUUGAAAAUGAGGAAGACUUUAACGACCGGAACCACAAAUUUGAAAAUGAGGGAGACUUUAACGACCGGAACCACGAAUUAGAAAAUGGGGAUGACUUUAACCAUGAUGACUUUAACCAGGAUGACUUUAACCAAAACCACGACCGGAACCAUGAAUUUGAAAAUGAGGAUGACUUUAACGACCGGAACCACGAAUUAGGAAAUGAGGAUGACUUUAACCAGGAUGACUUUAACCAUGAUGAUUUUAACCAUGAUGAUUUUAACCAGGAUGACUUUAACCAUGAUGACUUUAACCAUGAUGAUUUUAACCAUGAUGAUUUUAACCAUGAUGAUUUUAACCAGGAUGACUUUAACCAGGAUGACUUUAACCAGGAUGACUUUAACCAGGAUAACUUUAACCAGAACCACGACCGGAACCAUGAAUUUGAAAAUGAGGAUGACUUUAACCAUGGCCGGAACCACGAAUUUGAAAAUGAGGGAGACUUUAAUGACAGGAACCGCGAAUUUGAAAAUGAGGAUGACUUUAACCAGGAUGACUUUGACCGGAACCACGAAUUCGAAGAUGAAGAGGACUAUAACCAAGGUGACUUUAACCAAAACCACGCCUUGAACCACGAAUUCGAAAAUGAGGAUGACUUAAAUCAGGAUGACUUUGACCAGAACCACGACCGGAACCACGAAUUCGAAAAUGAGGAUGACUUUGACCAGAACCACGAAUUAGAAAAUGGUGAGGGCUUUAACCAUGACCGGAACCACAAAUUUGGAAAUGAGGAUGACUUUAACCAGGAUGACUUUGACCAGAACCACGAAUUAGAAAAUG
Molecule: messenger RNA, 2056 nt
Organism: Dentiscutata erythropus
Lineage: Eukaryota; Fungi; Glomeromycota; Glomeromycetes; Diversisporales; Gigasporaceae
Source: the annotation of a GenBank genome assembly